Linum trigynum is the source of this 900-nucleotide messenger RNA. Lineage: Eukaryota; Viridiplantae; Streptophyta; Magnoliopsida; Malpighiales; Linaceae. The record is from the annotation of a GenBank genome assembly.
AUGCAAGUCAGAGGAGGGGGCAUAUAUGUCUUUCUGUAUUCAAUCUUGACGCCUCUGGUAGACUGUUACCCUAAAGGCCUAAACCCUCAGCAAAGCGGAAGGUGUUUCUUCUCAGUUGCAGCCUUACAGGGGAGUCCAAGGUCUGUGCCGCCGGUGAGAUAUAUCGGAAGAGUUCUCCGUCGAAACCGUAUACGCCCCAAAAUGGGAAUGGAAAAAGAGCCUCAGAAACCUCAGCAAGUCUCAUACACAGUGGAGCAGCUGGUAGCUGUGAAUCCUUACAAUCCCGACAUCCUCCCCGAUCUUGAAAACUACGUCAAUGAGCAGGUUGCCUCACAAACAUACAGCUUAGAUGCAAAUCUCUGCCUUCUUCGCCUUUAUCAGUUUGAGCCAGAGCGGUUGAGCACCCAAAUUGUUGCUCGCAUUUUGGUUAAGGCCCUCAUGGCAAUGCCGGCUCCAGAUUUCAGCCUUUGUCUCUUUUUGAUCCCAGAAAGAGUGCAAAUGGAGCAGCCUUUCAAGACUCUGAUUGUCCUCUCCCAUUAUCUUGAGACUGGUGGAUUUCGUCAAUUCUGGGAUGAAGCAGCUAAGAGUCGACAUAUUGUUGAAGCUGUACCAGGGUUUGAGCAAGCUAUCCAAGCCUAUGCGGUUCACGUCCUUUCCUUGACCUACCAAAAGGUUCCUAGGUCCGUCUUAGCAGAGGCCAUCAACAUCGAAGGCUUGGCACUGGAUAAAUUCCUUGAACAGCAAGUGGUAAACUAUGGGUGGGUUAUAGAGAUGGGCCAAGGUGGUGGACAAAUCAUUGCUCUUCCAAAGACAGAAUUCAACCAUCCUGAGCUCAAGAAGAACUCUGGCGAUGCAGUCCCAUUGGACCACAUCACUCGCAUCUUCCCCAUUCUUAGCUGA